AACUAAAAAUUACAUUUCUAGAUAUGACUAGAAAUUUUGAUGAUAUGUUUAAUGAGGCUUUGUAUGGCAAAAGAAGACGACAAGAUAACACACUCAUAGAUAAUUGGAUCGAUGAGUAUUUACUCGAAGAUUCAGAAGAAGAAGAUAUCGAUAGAAGCUCUAUCCCAAUUACUCGUAGAUGGAUCAACAGAGAUCGAGAAGCAGGACAUGAUCGCCUUUUCCAAGAUUACUUUGCAGAUGAUCCGGUGUAUAAUGCUGACAUUUUUCAACGGAGAUUUCGAAUGAGAAGACAUGUGUUCCUUCGGAUAGUAGACGCUCUCUCAAACGUCUAUCCUUAUUUCCAACAGAGGGUUGAUGCAAUUGGAAGAAGAGGCUUGUCGCCACUGCAGAAAUGUACCGCUGCGAUACGGAUGUUAGCAUAUGGCGUAGCAGCUGAUGCUGUUGAUGAUUAUGUGCGCAUAGGCGAGAGCACUACAAUUGAAUGCUUGGAAAAAUUUGUUGAAGGUGUCAUUUCGGUGUUUGAGGAUGAAUACUUGCGAAAACCAAAUCCAAAUGACGUACAAUGCCUACUACAAAUGGCAGAGGGUCGUGGCUUCCCUGGCAUGUUGGGUAGCAUUGACUGCAUGCAUUGGCAAUGGAAAAAUUGUCCAAAAGCGUGGAAAGGUAUGUACAUGAGUGGUUAUCGUGGGGUUGCAACUAUAGUACUUGAGGUUGUAGCAUCUUCAGACCUUUGGAUAUGGCAUGCGUUCUUUGGAGUUUCUGGUUCAAAUAACGAUAUCAACGUGUUAGAUCGUUCUCCAGUGUUUGAUGACAUUCUAAAUGAUCGUGCUCCGGAGGUAAAUUAUACUAUUAAUGGUAAUAAUUAUACAAUGAAAUACUACUUAGCAGAUGGUAUUUAUCCUGAAUGGGCCACAUUUGUCAAAUCAAUCUCAAAGCCACAAGGGGAGAAACGCAAGUUAUUUGCACAAUACCAAGAAGGAAAAAAAGAUGUAGAAUGAGCAUUCGGAGUGUUGCAAGCACGCUUUGCAAUUAUACGUGGUCCAGCUCGUUUUUGGGAAAAGAAGAAGCUUGCCAACAUAAUGAGAGCUUGUAUUAUAUUGCAUAAUAUGAUUGUUGAGGAUGAAAGAGACACUUAUGCAGGAAAUUUUGCUCAAGGAUUAGAGUAUGAUGAUGUUGAAAAUGGCUUAUCACAACCUCAGCUGGGAGAAGAAGAUUUUGCACCAUACCAUCAAUUUCUCCAAAGAAAUGCCCAACUUCGAAAUAGGCAGCAGCAUAGACAAUUGAAAGAGGACUUGAUUGAACACAUAUGACAAUUUCACAAUGCUUGUCGUCA
Arachis ipaensis is the source of this 1333-nucleotide messenger RNA. The record is from RefSeq and is a predicted model, not a curated record. Lineage: Eukaryota; Viridiplantae; Streptophyta; Magnoliopsida; Fabales; Fabaceae.